This is a messenger RNA of Pundamilia nyererei, 3992 nucleotides long. RefSeq lists its product as uncharacterized. The record is from RefSeq and is a predicted model, not a curated record. The transcript is spliced from 7 exons. Bases 245 to 3658 code for a protein of 1137 amino acids. NCBI's taxonomy places the organism in Eukaryota, Metazoa, Chordata, Actinopteri, Cichliformes, Cichlidae.
UGCUGUCACAUUUCACUCACCUAAACCACCGAAGCAAUGUGAUCAGUAAUGGCCUCUUUCUGUUAACACCAAAAGCUCGUUUAGCUUUAACGGUUCCCAUUUUUUUUUACCGAAACGUCAUUAAUGUUGGAGUUUCACUGUUCUUUCUCCGAGUGGCUCUUAGCUUAAAAAUGAAAAAUCUUUCCACGAUGUAAAAGAAGAAGCUCUCGUUUUCCACGGCAAUAACACUUGGAGAGACUGCAGAAUGAAUCAACGUGAGUGGAAAGAUGCUGUCCACAAACUCCAGAGACUUCUGGAGCCAAGCUGCCACAGCAUGGGGAAUGCCUCCAGAGGUUACAGAGAGUGGGACACUUACCACGAACACUCGAGAUAUACUGUUCCUGAACCACAUAGGAGUGAUGUGAGGUGGAAAGAGCUCAGUUCUUCAUCUCAUCACGUUCAUAGUAAAGUCCCAGAGGUGGAGGACCCGGACGGAGAGCCACUGCCAUACAGUGAAGAGGAUGUAGAGCUAGCAAGAAACAAGCAGCUCCUCAGAGAGAUGGAGGAGAGAAUUAUGCACAAGAAAGCUACACUCGCCACGAAAACGCGGUUUGUGGAGACACCACCAGGUGUUUCCGGUGACGAGCCUCCGGCUAUGUGUGUAGGUCAAACUCUAAGAGACAGAGUGAAGGAGAUUCUGAUGCAGCGACAAUACCUCAGCUAUUUCUCAAAGGUGCAGUCGGCCAGAGAGAGAAGGAGCUCCUCCUGCCCGAGCAAAGGCGGUGUGCUGCAGGAACAGCAUCCUCUGAAGCUCAGAGUGAAGGUUCUAAUGAAGAAGAGACACACUGUUGUACCACCUUACAGUGAACAGGGCCCUGACGUUGCGUGGCCUCCUUCCAGCCCAAGCGUUACAUCACCGGCUAAGAGAGAGGACGUCAUCAACAAGGGUUUCGAGUGCUUCCUCAGCGUGCUCAACAAAGGAGUCGACAUCAACUUGCUCAAACCUGAGGAUGACUGUGGCGAGGUCCCUGGUGUGUCACUGCCACCUCUCGGUCGAAGCAUUUCUUCACCAGCAAAGGAUGAAAAUAAUGUCAACAAGGGUUUUGAGCGCUUCCUCAGCAUCCUCAACAAAGGCGUGGACAUCGAAAAGUUUAACAAGAUUAUGAGCAAUGAUAGAGAGGAUCUUCCUUUAGGUGAGGAGCCCCUGAACAUUCAGAUCCCUGACGUGGAGAGCAAAUCAGAUCCACCCUUUAGGACUGAGAAGCAACAGCUGAAUAGUGGAGCUUCGCUGCUGGGCCUCAGACAGCCCAGUGAAAGUAUACUCAGCAUGGACAAUGACAUUGAGCCAAGCCUCACCCAGAGAAAGGAAAGCCAACGGUUGUUUAGUGGUGCCUCACUGCAAGGUCUCAGCCCACCCAGUGAAAACCAGUGCUCAAACAGUAGAGCCAUUCUGUUACUCAGCCAGGCCAGUGAGAGCCAGUGGUCGAAGACUGAAGCCUCGCUGAAAGGCUUCAGCCAUCCCAGCAAGAGUAUUGGCAGCGGUGCCUCACAGCCAGUACUCAGCAAAGCCAGUGACAGUGAGCGGGCAGGCAGUGGAGCCCUGCUGACAGACUUCAACCACGCCAGUGAAAGCCAACAGUUAAAUACCGAAGCCUCACUGUCAGGCUUCAGCCUACCUAGUGAGAACCAGCACUCAAAAACUAGACCCAUUCUUCUAAGCCACGGAUGGGAAAGUGAGAGCCAUCGAUCGAAGAGUGGAUCCUCACUGAAGGAUCUCAGUCAGAAAAAUGAGAGUCUACUCAGUACAGCCAAUGAAGGUGAACCGGGCCUCAACCAGUCAAAGGAAAGCCAACGAUUAAAUACUGGAGCCUCGCUGAGGGGCCUCAGCCAGUCCAGUGAAGGUACUGGCAGUGGUGCUCCACAGCCUGGACUCAACAAAGCCAAAGACGGUGUGCGGUCAGACAGUGGAGUCCGGCUGACGGGCCUCAGCCAAGCCAAUGAAAGCCAACAGUUAAAUACUGGAGCCACAUCACCCAGUGAGAACCAACUCUCAAACACUAAGCCCAUUAGGCUGAACCUCAACUGGGCAAGCAAGAGCCAGUCGUUGAAAAGUGGACCCUUGCUGAAGGGUCUCAACCAGGACAGUAAGAGCCAGCAUUUAAAGAGUGGUGCCCUAAUUCCCGGGCUCGGUGAUGACAGUGACAGCGAGUCAAAUGGUAGAAACCUGCUGGCAGGCCUCAACAAGACCAACAGUAGAGAGAAAAAGACUGACUCAUCUACUCGAGAGAGGCUCUUCUUACCUGGUGAGGAGGAGGAGAAGAAGAAGAAGAGCAAAAGAGACCACAGUUUGGGCUCUAGUAAUCGAUUAAAGUCUCCGGUGGCACUGAAGAAGAAGGAGGAGGAAGAAACCUCAUCGGUGAGUGAGCAGCAUGAACAGCUGCAGAGCAUUCUUAAAACUCUGGGAUGGAACCUGGACGUGGACGAGCUGAGCAAACUGGCAAACCGCACUCAGGAGAGGCUGUGCGGGAGAAAAAACGAACGUGUGAACAGCAAAGAGGAGCACGAGAGCCGCCAGGAGCACUCUCGUGACCGAGAUCGCAGGAAGUCCUCAUCAGGCUCUCCUCUGCGGAGCAGCAAAACAGACCAGAGUCAGGAGAGAAUGCAUGGGAGCAAGAGCGAAGGGAGGGUGAGGAAGAGUGAAGGGAGGAGGAGGACUGAGAGCAGAGGGGAGGACGAGACACAGCAGAGGCGCUCUCUUAGAGAUCACAGAAAUUCCUCGUCCUCAUCUUCCUCCAGGUCAACCUCUAGAAGCUCUAGCCCGAGCCCCUCAUGCCGUCGACGCUCUCGCAGCAGAGAUUUGAAACGGAGGCGGAAGGCCGAACGAAGCCGCUCGCGAGAAAGAAGCAGAGAGAGACUGAAACACAGAGAUCGAUGGAACAGCAGAGAAACACUGAGGGACAGAGAGCGAAAAGACUCAAAACAUUUUUCUGCUUAUCCAUAUUCACAAAAUCCCGUGUUUCCUCAUCCUGCUGCUUCUCCAUAUCCAGACUACAUUUUGUCUCAGUACUCGCAUUUUGCUCUUAGCCAGAGUGGCCACUACAGCGGUGCUACAAAUCCUUACUGGUCAUACAAUCAGUACAACACUCCUCCCUCUCUUUCUGCCAGCAGCCAACCUUACCCGCACUUUCCUGGCUCUGUAGUGGCACCUAACAUGGCUUUCCCUGAUCCCAGCCUUCUUACAAACAGUGCCUCAUUUCCAAACCCGGACCUGUCUGUGAGCGAAGGCCAAGAUGGGUCAGCCUCUGUUUCUCGCUGCCUGAGAGUCAUCAAUACCGAGCAGGCAUCCUCUCAGAGCCUCACAGGUGGACACAACUGGAGACGGGGUCGCAAAAAACUUAUGGGAGAUUUCAGGAAUCCCAAAAGUAUUUUAGAGAAACACAAUAAUGCAUUGAAGACACCACUGGCACCACAGGACUCAAAGGUAUGCACCAAGACUGUGGGUAAUGACCCCUGCACUGAGGAGUUAAAAGAGGAGAAGCCGCAGCUAACAGAGGAGGAAAUAAAGGCGAACCUGAGGAAAAAGCUUGAAGCUUUUAACCAGAAGGUAAAGAACACGAGCCAGAUGCCUCAGUCCAAAGUCAUGCAGCCGGCAAACUCCCUGAUCUCUGAGAUAGACUGAACGAAGCGUCUGUGUCCGGUGAGGAUUUGUAUUUUUUCAGCCUUGUUCACAUGUAAUGUUUAAUUCUUCCUCUACAUUUGUCCCUGACCUCCAACGCCUUUCUGUCAUCUGAAAUAGAUUUUUGCACAGUUCAUUAUUGGUCUGCUUUCAUGUUUUAGCUCUGUGCUUCUGUGAAUGUCACCAGUUUUGUUUAAUGUUGAUUACAAGAACUAUUUUUUGUAGGCCGUACUGUAGUUUGUUAAUGAGAAAUGUAUAUUUUCAUCGUUAAAAACGUUUCAGCCUGUACAGUUUCCAGUUUUACAUUCACUCUGUCACACUAAUAAAGAAAUCUUAC